AUGGGCAAAAAGGUCAAAGUUGGAAAACAGCGUCGUGAUAAGUAUUAUCACUUGGCCAAGGAAGCUGGUAAGUCGAAUAUUUUGAGAAGUAAAAGGAUAGAGAAGAUUGGAUUCUUACCUAAAUUUGUUUGGUGUUAAAAUACGUUGUUCGUUUGGGUUUCUAAAGUAAUAUAUUUGGUUUAAAAAUAGUUUUUUUAAUUUUUAAGAUAUUUUUUACAUAAACUUUCUUUUGGUGUUCGAUCAAAUUUUAUUAACUUAUAGGACUUUUUGGACAAAAGUUGAUAAAACAAGGACUUACAUAAUCCUUUGAACGUUUAAAACUAGUUCACUUUAGGAUUUCGAUCUCGUGCUGCUUUCAAGUUGAUUCAGUUGAACAGAAGGUUCCAGUUCUUGGAAAAGUCCCAAGUCUUGGUCGAUUUGUGUGCUGCUCCAGGAGGAUGGCUUCAAGUCGCAGCCGAGAACAUGCCUUUGGAUUCUACACGAAUUGGUAAGACUUUGGUUUUUGGAUUUUGAUUUUAGGGAGAUGGACCAAACAGUUUUUAUUAUAAAUUUGUUCACUACGUAGGUAGACAUUUGAAAUUUUUAGCAAAGUUAGCUUAUAGUGUGUCAAAUAAGAUGAUAAAAAGAGUUUUGUAAUUUGUUCUAAUUAAAAAGUUACUGUAGUUUUAUUAUAUACUUUACUUUUUAAAAAUUUUUUUUGUAAAACUAAAGUUUUUAUGAAAAUUAUCCGAUUCAUAUAUUAGUUAUUUUUUAUAAGUUAAACAAUACGUUUUUUAGGUGUGGAUUUAUGUCCAAUCAAGGCAAUUCCCAAAUGUAUCACCCUUCAAGGCGAUAUUACACAUGAGAAGACUCGACAACAGAUCAAAGUGAAUUUGCCUCCCGGACGUGAAGUUGACACAGUGCUAAACGAUGGUGCUCCGAACGUUGGUCAAAAUUGGACAAAAGAUGCGUUUGAGCAGAAUUGUCUCGUACUGAUGGCACUUAAACUGGCGACACAAGUUUUGCGCAAAAAUGGAUAUUUUGUGACAAAGAUUUUCCGAUCAGCCGAUUAUGCUUCUUUGAUUCAAACUUUUGAAAAGUUGUUCAAAUAUGUUCAUGUUUGGAAACCGAGUGCUUCUCGUAUGGAGUCGGCUGAGAUCUUCGUGGUUUGUGAAAAGUAUUUGAAGCCGGAUAAGGUUGAUCCGGAUCUUUUGGAUAUUAAGAAGGUUUUUAUUCAAACUUCCGUGGACAAUACUCAACAUUUGAAUGUGUAAGUUUUUUUAAAAAACAUUAAAUGACAAGAACUGUCUUUACAAGACAAAAAAUGCUGAAAACUUUCUUUACAAACCAAUAAAUGGCAAGAACUUUCUUUACAAACUAAAAAUGGCAAUAACUUUCUUUACAAGUUCAAAUUCUUAAAAAACAAAAUUUUUUAUCAUUUUCAGUCAACGCCUCUUAUCCGGUGACAAGCUGAAGAAGGUCAAAGCGACAGGAUACGAAGAUGACAACAUUACCAUGUUCAAUGUCAUCAAGGCAUCAGAAUUCUUUACCACAGGCGACCACAUGAAGUUGUUGGAAAAAGCAAGUACAAUCGAGAUUGAUGAUGAAAAAAUAGAAAAGAAUCCACUGACAACAGAUGAAAUCAAGAAUAAUAUCAAGGAUAUUCGAGUUUGUGGAGGAGCUGAGUUGAGAAAGAUAAUACAGUGGAGAAAGAAGAUUCUGAAUGAGUGGGAAAAGGAACGACGGGCUGCUGAGUGAGAAUUUUACUUUUUUAGGCUUAAAAAUUAACUUUAGGCUAAAAAUGAAAGUUUAGGUUAAAAAAUGAAUUUUAGGCUUAUAAAUGAAGUUUAGGCUUAAAAGUAUUGUUUUAGGUCUAAUUUUGAUUUUUAGGCCUAAAAAUUGAAGUUUCAGGUUUUAAGUCAAUUUUUAAAGUUAAAAAUGUGUUUAGUUUCUGUUGUUUUUAGAAAAGAAGCCGAAAAGAACCAAGAACCUGACCCAGAAGCCGAAGAACAACGAGAGCUGGAAGAAAUUGAUGAGUUGAUUCGAAAUGCAUCAGCCGCUGAAGCUGCCAAGCUCAAAAAGUAAGUUUUUAUGUAGGAAAUGAUAAAAACUUUCUUUACAAAGCAAAAAAUGACAAGAACUUUCUUUACAGAAUAAGAAAUGGCAAAAACUUUCUUUACAAAGCAAAAAACGACACAAACUUUUUUUACAAUACUAAAAAUGGCAAUAACUUUCUUUACAAAACAAAAAUGGCAACAACAUUCUUUACAGCAUAUUUUCAGGAAGAAAAAGUUGCUGUUAAAAGAGAAACGUCGUCUUCGUGACCGAAAACAACUGGGUAUGCAUCAUGAAGGUGAUGCCAUCGAUGAAGCCGACGACCUGGACCUGUUCAACCUAACCCAAAUCAAAAAGUCAUUGAAACGUAAACAGAUCAACGAUGAAGCCUACGAAAGAAUCAGAAAUCGGGAUUUGAAGUCUGACGACAAAAAUGACGCUAUUCUAGAGCAAGAUGCCUCGGAUAUUGAGUUAGAUUCGGAAGAGUAGGUUUUUUUAAGUUUUGUUGGGUUUUUAGGUAUCAAAGAGGGAUGGAUAGCUUGGGGGAGGAAUAUGGUACUGAGUUGAAUUGGUUUAGUCGGUGAAAGAUGCUUUUCCACGAAGUUAUUGGCCGGUUGAUCUUGAAAAAGCGAAAUAUUUGAUAAUUCAAAAAAAAAUUGGUGUUUUCAGGCUAAAAAUGGCUUGAUUUCAAUUGGAUUUGAUAACAGUUAGAUCGCCUUUUUAUUUUGAAUGGAUUCUUGAUAUUUUUCUUAGAACUUUUAGACUGGUAUUGUUAUUGAAAAAUUACGUUUUUGAGGAGUAUUAUCUAAAAACUGGGGUUUUAUGUCGAAAACUUCGUUUUCCAAGUCGAGAACUACUGAUCAUGGUUUAGAUUUGAUGUUCGUGAUACAUGAAAGUGUCAUGGAGUUAAAUUAUAGUUUAUUUUGAUACAAUUUAUUGAGUUUUAGAUAGUAAUAUUGAAUGUUUUUCAGUGAAAACGACGCCGAAGGCCAUUUCAAGACGGAUUUGCUGGAAAACCAAUACGAAGGACUGUCGGAGAAGAUGAAGGAAAUGAUCAAGCGCUUUGCAGACAAAGCUAACGAACGGUACGAAGAUUUGAAAUUGAAAAAAAAAGUUGUUGAUAUUUUAAGAAAUCUGACUUUUCAUACCUAAACUAUCAAGAAUCACCUAAUUUUUGACCUUAUUUUAGAUUAGAAGGCUUAGAAUCCGAUGAUGAAUCAGAAGACGAAAUUCAAGAAGUUGAUGAUGAAGAAGAAAUGGAUGAAGAAGAACUAGAAGACGAGGAAAUGGAUGAAGAAUCCGAAGACGAAACAAUUCAAAAGCUAAAUGAUGUGGAAGAAGACGAUGAAAUAGAAGUGGAUGAAGAUGAACAAGAUGAUGAUGAAAAAGUAGAAAUGAAUGGUCAGACUGCUGAUGAUUCGGAGACAGAAUCCGAUGCUUCUGGAUCGGAUUCAGACGAGGAAAGCGGAUUCGGUUCUGAUUCAAAAACGGCGGAUUCAAAAACCAAAAAAGAUUCAGAAGCCAAGAAACGAGAAGCCAAGUCAGCGUUCGAGAACGGCGAAGUCACGGACGUCUACCGUAGUGACGAAGAAAUCGACGAAACAGACGAACGCGUAACGAAAAGAGAUGGUGAUGGCCAGAUGAUCAAGAAACGACGCCUCACCCCCGCCCAAUUGGCUAUGGGUGAACGUCUGAUCCACUCGUCCCGGAGCCGAAAAGACGUCGAAGAUUGGGCCGUGAACAGGUACACCUUCAACGAUGAAGGCCUACCGGAUUGGUUCAUAGACGACGAGAAGAAACAUUGCCGAAAGGAUCCACCAGUCAAUCAGGUAGGGGGAGGUGAUAAAGGAUGGGAAGAUAUAAUAGAUGGGAGGGAUUUUUUUUAUGGGAAAGAUAUAAAGGGUGGAAGGGGUUUCUUGGUAGGGAAAAUUAUAAGGCGGGGUAGGGGUGGUUUUUUGGGGAAGGUAAUAAGGGAUGCGGAGGGGUGUUUUGAUGGGUAAGAUAGGGAUAGACAUGGUCAAGAGUGUUUUUCUUUUUAAUUGGUGGGGGAGGGGUAAUUUUUUUUCAUUGUUUUUGCAAAUUGCAAGGACUUUCCUUACAAAACAAAAAAUGGCAAGAAAUUUCUUUACAAAACGAAAAAUGGCGAAAACUUUCUUUACAAACAGAAAAAGAGUGAAAACUUUGUUUACAAAGUCGUUUUAGGAAAGAAUCAAGUUUUACCGUGAAAAGAACAAGGACCUAAACGUACGACCAAUCAAGGCGGUGGUCGAGGCCAAGAUGCGCAAAAAGAAGAGGCAACUGAGGAGAAUGGAGAGGGCAAAGAAAACGGCCGAAGGAAUCUUGGGCAAUGAAGGCAUGGAGCACAACGAGAAGGUCCGAGAAGUCAGAAGGUAAGGGGUUUAAAACUAGGUGCAAAAAGAAUGGCACAACUUUUAAUUUUUAUAUUGUUGAUGCAAAAAGAAUGGCACAAUUUCUAAUUUUUUUUUAUUUUUUAAGAUGAAAUUUGGCUUAAAAAUUUAAAUUUUGAAAAAAAAUUAAAAUUAUGACAUUUUUCACAUUACCCUCACCUUCAGAUUGUACAAAAAGGCGAUGCGACCGGAGAAGAAGGACGUCACCUACGUCCGCAUGACCAAAGGACGCCGCGGACGCAUGAACAAACCCACCAACGGCCCAUACAAGGUGGUCGACUCCCGCCUCAAAAAGGACUUGAGAUCAGUGAAAGCGGCCGAAAAACGAAAAGGCGGCAAAUCCAAAGGCAGAGGCGGCCCAAACCGCAACAAAAAAUCGAAAAAAGUUAACCCACACACUAAAUAA
Messenger RNA from Bursaphelenchus okinawaensis, 4848 nucleotides. The record is from the annotation of a GenBank genome assembly. NCBI's taxonomy places the organism in Eukaryota, Metazoa, Nematoda, Chromadorea, Rhabditida, Aphelenchoididae.